ACAAAAAUUCCACCUGAGAAGAUGUUGAAAUAAGAGCUGUGGCGACAUUGUAUUGGCUGGAUGAAAUACAAGCAGUUAAUUUUUGUAACGUGGGGAGAAAACCCAGCUUGCCAGAUUACAUGUGUAAAUCACUGCGUUACUGCUUUAGUCAUUGUCUCUAUUUAGCAAUGACAAGACUGGAAGAAGUAAAUAGAGAAGUGAACAUGCAUUCUUCAGUGCGGUACCUUGGCUAUUUAGCCAGAAUCAAUUUACUGGUUGCUAUAUGCUUAGGUCUUUAUGUAAGAUGGGAAAAAACAGCAAAUUCCUUAAUUUUGGUCAUUUUUAUCCUUGGUCUUUUUGUUCUUGGAAUUGCCAGCAUACUCUAUUAUUAUUUUUCAAUGGAAGCAGCAAGUUUAAGUCUCUCCAAUCUUUGGUUUGGAUUCUUGCUCGGCCUCCUGUGUUUUCUUGAUAAUUCAUCCUUCAGAAAUGAUGUCAAAGAAGAAUCCACCAAAUAUUUGCUUCUAACUUCCAUAGUAUUAAGGCUGUUAUGUUCUUUGGUGGAGAGAAUUUCUGGUUAUGUCCGUCAUCGACCCACUUUACUUACCACAGUGGAGUUUCUGGAGCUUGUUGGCUUUGCUAUUGCCAGUACAACGAUGCUGGUGGAAAAGUCUCUGAGUGUCAUUUUGCUUGUUGUAGCUUUGGCCAUGCUGAUUAUUGACCUGAGAAUGAAGUCUUUCCUAGCCAUUCCAAACUUAGUUAUUUUUGGGGUUUUGUUGUUUUUCUCCUCAUUGGAAACUCCCAAAAAUCCAGUUGCUUUUGCAUGUUUUUUUAUUUGUCUGAUAACGGACCCUUUCCUUGACAUCUAUUUUAGUGGACUUUCGGUAACUGAAAGGUGGAAACCCUUUUUGUACCGUGGAAGAAUUUGCAGAAGACUUUCAGUCGUUUUUACUGGAAUGAUUGAGCUCACGUUUUUUAUUCUGUCAGCAUUUAAACUUAGAGACACUCAUCUCUGGUAUUUUGUCAUACCAGGCUUUUCUAUUUUUGGAAUUUUCUGGAUGAUUUGCCAUAUUAUUUUUCUUUUAACUCUUUGGGGAUUCCAUACCAAAUUAAAUGACUGCCAUAAAGUGUAUUUUACCCACAGAGCAGAUAACAAUAGCCUUGACAGAAUCAUGGCGUCUAAAGGGAUGCGUCAUUUUUGCUUAAUUUCUGAGCAGCUAGUUUUCUUUAGUCUUCUUGCAACAGCAAUUUUGGGAGCAGUUUCCUGGCAGCCAACAAAUGGAAUCUUCUUGAGUAUGCUUCUCAUUGUUUUGCCAUUGGAAUCCAUGGCUCAUGGGCUCUUCCAUGAAUUGGGUAGCUGUUUAGGAGGAACAUCUGUGGGAUAUGCUAUUGUGAUUCCCACCAACUUCUGCAGUCCUGAUGGCCAGCCAACACUUCUUCCACCAGAACAUGUUCAGGAGUUAAAUCUCAGGUCUACUGGCAUGCUCAAUGCUAUCCAAAGAUUUUUUGCAUAUCAUAUGAUUGAGACCUAUGGAUGUGACUAUUCCACAAGUGGACUGUCUUUUGAUAAUCUACAUUCCAAGCUAAAAGCUUUCCUUGAACUUCGGACUGUGGAUGGACCUAGACACGAUACAUAUGUUUUGUAUUACAGUGGGCACACCCAUGGCACAGGAGAGUGGGCUCUAGCAGGUGGAGACAUAUUCCGUCUUGACACACUUUUAGAAUGGUGGAGAGAAAAAAAUGGCUCCUUCUGUUCCCGGCUCAUUAUUGUGUUAGAUAGCGAGAAUUCAACCCCAUGGGUCAAAGAAGUAAGAAAGAUUAAUGACCAGUACAUUGCAGUGCAAGGAGCUGAGAUGGCAAAGACAGUGGAUAUUGAAGAAGCUGACCCACCACAGCUAGGUGACUUUACAAAAGACUGGGUAGAAUAUAACUGUAACUCCAGUCAUAACAUCUGCUGGACUGAAAAAGGUCGCACCGUGAAAGCAGUCUAUGGUGUAUCUAAGCGGUGGAGUGACUACACUCUGCAUUUGCCAACAGGAAGUGAUGUGGCCAAGCACUGGAUGUUACACUUUCCUCGAAUUACAUAUCCACUAGUGCAUUUGGCAAAUUGGUUGUGUGGCCUGAACCUCUUUUGGAUCUGCAAGGCUUGUUUUAGGUGCUUGAAACGAUUAAAAUUGAGUUGGUUUCUUCCUACUGUGCUGGACACAGGACAAGGCUUUAAGCUCGUCAAAUCUUGAUUUGGAGGCCUGAGUGGAAUAUUACUGACAGCCCCCGCUAUCACUUAUCACUUACUUGCCA
Chrysochloris asiatica (Cape golden mole) is the source of this 2274-nucleotide messenger RNA. RefSeq names its product transmembrane protein 168 (gene TMEM168). The record is from RefSeq and is a predicted model, not a curated record. Bases 120 to 2213 code for a protein of 697 amino acids. Lineage: Eukaryota; Metazoa; Chordata; Mammalia; Afrosoricida; Chrysochloridae. The transcript is spliced from 4 exons.